CCCGUAGCCCGCUUCCGCCCAGGGGCUCCGUGGCCUUUAUUGACGGCCCACAGGCCAGCAACAAGGCGGCCCAGCAUGGCCCGAGACGUUCCGCAUUGAUUUCAGGACGCCGAGCUCCGUAGCCACUGUGGCUCAAGUUUCGCGAUCCAGCGGGGCGCGCUACCCUCUCAGCUUUUGCCUUCUCCUCACUUUCAGCGCGUGCCUGCUACUGCAUGGCGCAGAACUACAUCAGUGGCUUCGUGUCAGUACAUGUGACUGGCCUGCCCACCUGGUUUGAGGAUGAUGCCGCGAUCGAGUCGGAGCUCAGGAAAGCUAUGGAUCGGCCUGGCACCUGCGGAAUGCUGGCUGUCCUGGACGAGGCUCCGACUGAGUUGCCAGUCGCGCUGGAAGGUAGACCAAUGGAUAGGGUGGAGGGGAUGGAGCACAGCAUGCCAGUCGUUUCGGAGAAGUACGAGGCAAUAGUCUAUGAAAGUGCCCAGGCCAGUCACCAUGUUUCAGAGUGCCGAAACCAGGAUGUCCUGGUAAUGAAACAUCAGGAGGCCCAAGAUGAUGUUGGCGGAAGGAGAGAUGAGAGUACCGUUGAAGGUGCUGAAGUGACGGGAUCAGACGCCGAAGAACCAGAGAGUCUCCAAGACGCAAUUGAGGCUGCUACAGAGGAAGUUGACCACGAUGUUACAAAAUUGUCAGACUCUUGCUAUUCUUGCUCUGUGGUCCGGAAGAAGACGGGUGAAAGCAGAGGUUUCUGCUUUCUGGAUUUUGAGACCUUGGAGUCUGCAGAAACAGCGAUCUACAUAUUGAAUGCAGGUGUGCUAAUUGCUGGGUCAAUGGUGUCGGCGCAACUUGCCAGUCAAAACCAAGCUGAUGCUCAAGCGCAGGCUGACAAACAGAAGAAGGCUAAGAGCAAAGCAGCCCGGCUGCAGAGGGAAGAAAGUGUUUAUUUGCCCCAGCUCAAAAUCAAACGCCAGGCCUACAGCAAAGACAAGGCGCCAGGAGAACCAGGGGGACCGCCGUUGAGAAAACACGGCGCUCGUCCACAGAAGAGUGCCUUAACCGUUCUGAAAGCGAUGCGGACAAAAGAAGAAGAGGUCGAGCGCGUGCACAUGUUGCGCCUGGAAGACCAGCAGCGACUUCUGCUGGAGUUGGAUAAUGCUAAGCCAAGCUUGGAAGAAGUACCACUGUGAGCCUUGACCGAUCAGGAAAGUUGAAGAAACAGAGGUACUCUGUCAUGGCAUGUGCGCGGGCCCAACCGCAAAACAGAAACGACGCACCCAGACAGAAGACCGAACAAGGGUUC
Molecule: messenger RNA, 1294 nt
Organism: Prorocentrum cordatum
Lineage: Eukaryota; Dinophyceae; Prorocentrales; Prorocentraceae
Source: the annotation of a GenBank genome assembly